AUGAAUGCAAGUAACAACAACUUAAAUUAAGAUCCUUAUUUCUAAGAUGACCUGCCUAAAUUUGGAUAUCAAUCUCCUAGAUAAAAUAAUAAUUAGUUCUAGAGCAAUUUUAACAAUUUGCCUGUGCGUGAUGAUGAUCUAGAUUCGCCAGGAAGAAUGCUUCAAUAAAAAUAAGUAGCCUUUGAAGGAGGAUAGUAAUAGCAUCCUACAUAUUUGAAUGAGUUAAAUGAUGACCAAAGAGAUCUAGACUUCAUCAAAUUUAAAUAGUAAUAGCGAGAAUUCUUAGAAAAUAAGUUGAAGAUUUAAACCAAAAUAGAGGGACUCUAAAGAGAAUACAAUUUUUAUUCAAAAUUAGACAAAGAUGAUAUGAAUUACAUUCUUUAAGCUAGAAGAGAAAAAGCUGCAAUAUUGAUCUAGAGAGCUUAUCGUAAAAUACAAAAAAGCAAAAAAGAAAUAUUGGUCGAAGAAAUGAGAAAGGCUGGUGCUUUUCUUGACUAAUUGACUGAGGAAGAUAUUAAAACGAUUGAGCAACGUAAAAAAGAACUUAAAAACCAUAGAGAGAGGCAUUAAGCUAGAAGACCAGAUACUUUUUAUUCAACAAUUGAUAAAGAGCGUAGAUCAGAGCUAGCGGAAAAGGUCCUUGCUAAAAAGCGUUUAUAUAUUCAUAGUGACAUCCAAAAAAGAGACCAUAUAGAAAUAGAUGAUAUAUUUUCAGAUUAAUAUGGAGAAUUUCUCUAGAAUUAUAGAAAGGUCGAAGAAAACAGGUUAAAAGCAAUAGAAAAUUUGAGAGAGAUAGAAGUAAUGAGUGAGUAUCUUGUAAAAAAAGACCAUGAUUAGCUUGAUAUAAAAAAUAUAGUAGUAUGGAGUCAACUAGAACAAAAUUUCACCCCUUAAGAUGAAAUUAGAAUCAGAAAGGAGCAUCUAGCUAGACUUGAAAGAUAUAGAAAGAGAAAAGAAUGGGAAGCCUGGAUAGAAGAUGAGGAUGACCUUGAUAUCGAGGGAGAGAGAAUUCUGGCUGAAAUAAAGAACUAUUAGGCCGAGCACUUUUAUAAUAUAGGUUUUUCUUGA
Messenger RNA from Stylonychia lemnae, 1068 nucleotides. NCBI's taxonomy places the organism in Eukaryota, Ciliophora, Spirotrichea, Sporadotrichida, Oxytrichidae. The record is from the annotation of a GenBank genome assembly.